Seminavis robusta is the source of this 2070-nucleotide messenger RNA. The record is from the annotation of a GenBank genome assembly. Lineage: Eukaryota; Bacillariophyta; Bacillariophyceae; Naviculales; Naviculaceae.
AUGAACACUGGCGAUACUACCGUUAGCAGUGAAGAAGAAGAAGAAGAUAGGAGUGCUACCAUGCUACCCCAAAAAAGGCAAUUGACGAGUAGUUGGUCAACCCGAAGUUACGAGGCCCGGGCAGAACUGUCCAAGAUGCUUUUGCAUGAGGGUCCUUGGACACGAGAGCAUUUGGCUCGCACCGUGGCCAUGCUGCAAGCGCAUCCCCAGCAUGCCAGUCAUCGAUUCCAACUGCCUUCGACCUGCUUGCAUGAUCUCUUGCGGUACGGAGCCACGCGUCAUUAUCAUUUGGGGUAUCACACCGCUGCCAUGCCCUUUCCUCCACUCUGCCACUUUUUGGUUCAGUUUUCUAUUACAUGUAUCACCUAUACCGGUACUGACUUUAAUCAUUAUCCACAACCACAAGAAUAUUUGGAUGCAUGGGUAUCUGCCAUUCAAGACGUGUGUGAACUAUUUCCCGAGGCGCUAAAGGGCGAAGGAGGAUCUCCCCACGACAGUAAAUCCUGUCGCAACAUUUUACCACUUCAUGUGGCUUGUUCCAAUCCCAAUAUUCCUUACGCUAUCAUUCAAUAUCUCAUUCAAAAAGAACCAUUGUCCAUUCAUCAACCCGCCACGGAUGGCAUUUUUCCGUGGGAAGUUUACUUGCAACAAUGCAUUCUCCAACAUGGAAAAUCGAAUGCUGACCCCACAACAAUCGCAGCACCCGACUGGAAGGACGUCUUACGAAUUAGUGAAGUGCUCUGGAGUGACGGCAUACUCAAGGAAACGGAUCGCUUUGGGCACAGCCACGGCGCGGCCAUUUUUGGUCGGUUGCUCAGUAGCGCCGUGGUAUUGGGAACAGUGGCACAACCCGCCCUGCAAGUCAUACUCGACAAGAAACCAUAUGACCAGAAGGAAUGGUUGCGUCUCAGUCUCGCUCAUGGGCUGAAUCCAACCGUCCUGGAAGGAUUGGAUUUCGUACUACUCCACAACCACAACAGCAAGCCCUACAAGUCGCUGUGUCUCGAACUCCCCCAAGACGCAUUGACCACACUCCCACACUCCAACCGCACUAUUGCUACGAUCCCCAAUGUCGUAGCAUCCAAGUAUGGACUCGAGCGUCUGCGGAUUCACCUCCAAGAUUUGGAUCAAGAUGGUUCCCCGGAAAAUGAAGCAGGGAAUGGCUUGAAUCCGGCAUUUGUGUCUGCUCUUGCAUCCACAACAAAUACAAAUUUGGAAUUGUUGGAAUUGCACGGAUCCUUUGGAAUGGAGUGGAACAGUCUGCGGGCAUUGCUGCAGCACACUACGGCAUUGCAUCUCUGGGGAUGUCGCAUUCUAUUGCCCAACAACGUUACAACAACGACCAUCAUGGACGAACCACUGGUGAAUUCACGUCUGCAAGAACUCUGUCUGAAUCAAACUCGAUUUCGAAUCCAAGGAAAUCACACGAGUCUCUUUGAAAUUUCUUGUUUGGAACGAUUCUUUCAACAACUCGCCACCAUUCCCACUCUUACCAAGGUUCAUUUGGCCAUGGCAUUUCGAGAUCAUUUCGAGGCACGGCAUGACACUACCAAACAAGCCAUUACACAAGCCAUCGUUCAGUUACUCGAACAGCAGCAACAAGCGCGAGUGCAAACUCUGUACUUGAUGGUCCCCCUUGAGUACAAGAUGCUAUGGCAACACUUGCAAUCCAAUCAAUCCUUGACCCAUCUGACCGUGUUGGGUAUUCAAAAGGAAGCACUGGGAGAACUCGUCACGACGGUGCUCAAGAAUAACAAUGACAAUGACAAUCAUCACAACUCGAACCGGACUUUGCAAAGUUUUGACAGUAGCAUUCAUUACAGAGGAUGCGAAGAAGAUGAGCAAAUUCAGUAUUACUUGUAUCUGAAUCGGUGGAGAAAGUCCAUUCAUGAUGCCCGUCCAGAAUUGGAUUGUGGGGCAUUUUUGGAGUUGCUAUGUCGCGCCAUAAUGGAGUUGAUUGAUCCUGUUACUGAUACUACUGAUGGUCGUCAAAUUGCAGGCGGUGCGACGGCUGUCACCUACGGACUGUUGCGAGAAAAUGUUUCCUUGUGCAUGACCAACUACUUUUAA